Messenger RNA from Suillus clintonianus, 2529 nucleotides. RefSeq lists its product as uncharacterized. Lineage: Eukaryota; Fungi; Basidiomycota; Agaricomycetes; Boletales; Suillaceae. Bases 1 to 2529 code for a protein of 842 amino acids. The record is from RefSeq and is a predicted model, not a curated record. The transcript has 3 exons.
AUGGCCGUUCUCGCACCACAGGAUUGGCACCCACCUCGCGAUCAUACUCCUCAAACAAUGGAUCCUUCAAUACCACGUCAACGUUCUUCUCCAUCAAACGAACAACAGCCUAACAUACCCAUCCAACCUUAUCCAUACCCAGUUCAACAGCAGCCUCAUGGCGCUUGGACUCCAAGUCCUUCUGCUCAACCCUUUUACCCUUCUUACUACCAACAAAAUCAACAACAACAACAGCAGCAGCAACAGCAACAACAACAACAACAGAUUCCUUACCAAUCUCAGCAACAAAACCCUUAUUUCGACCCUCAAGCAAAUGCUCAACUAGCUCAGUGGGCAUACCAGCAAAUGAUGUAUUCUCAACAACAACAGAUCCAUGCUCACCAACAACGAUCCACUUCACAACCAUCAUCUCCAGCUGACUACUUUAACCCAACCCAGUUAUUCUCCCCUUUUCCAAGUGGCACUCCUCCUCCUCAUUCUCACUACCCUGCUCCUCCUCAGGCACAGCGCUCAGCUUCAUCAGAUGCAGCUCAGUAUAAUGGCUUUCACCCAUAUCGCCGCCCAAAUAAUACCCGCCCACAGGAUCACCAGGAAUGGCGUACUCCUCAAUCUUUACAACCCCCAUACGCACGCGGUGGUGAAGCUUCCGCUUCAACCACUUCUGUCAAUUCUUCUUCCUCUCACGGCGGUGGUGGUACACGCCCACGUACAACAAGCAAUCAGGGCCAGCAAUCCCGCCCUAGAAACCCACCACCUCCCGUAGAAACACCACGCGCUCGUACCGGCAGCGCAUCAUCCAGUAAUGGCCGCCCACACCACCGCACCGCUUCCUCUUCAUCUACUAAUUCCGCAGCCCCACGUCCCUCCGUAUCUACCGCAACAUCUAGGAGUUCCACAUCCACCGCUACAACUCCCGCAACAGCUUCCUCUUCUUCCCAUGCUCGUCCCGCCCGGCCCUCCCCGCUCAGCCAAGGUACCUACACGGCUGCGGAAAAGCGCAUGUCACGUGAUGACUCCGAUCUCGCAGCUAUCCUUGAAGGCACAUCCAUCGGUGGAAAAACAGGCGGUAUCAAAGGCAGACUCCGCCGCGCCCUCAGUCUCAAUGCUGCCCAAGCCCUGCAAGAAGAGGAAGAAGCCCCAACUGCAGGUGGAAGCAAAGACGCUCCACCCACCUCGCCCCCUGACGCGGACGCCGUCAGCACCGCCACAGUGCAGACCAAGAAAAAAGGGCGUGCCGCGUCCUUGUUCAAUUCACGUCUCAACGCGAGCACCGAUAACAUCUCUCUUUCAUCCACCAUGUCCUCUGCUUCCGUCGUCAUCCGCAAGAUCGGGUCCAUCGGAAAACUCGCAAGGCGAAACAGCCUCGCAGGUAUCACCUCCCUCUUCAAGGACAAGAACAAGUCCACCGAAGGCGCAGAGGACAGCGGCAAGAAAAAGAAGAAAAAGGACGCAAAGGGCGAAGUCGUCGCUCCUAGCCUUUCGCACGCUGUUGCAGAGCUCGAUCGGGGCGAAUGGAGCGGUCCGGAGAUGAGCGGCUUGAGUCCUGCUGCUAAACUCGCCAGGCAGCAUACCCUCAAGAGUAAUGCAGAGGCUGCUGCCGCUGCAAAGGCGCGUGCCGAGCAGGUAACACAGCCGGUGCAGGUGAAUGGGACCCAUGUCCCUGCUGCGUGGGAGAAGAAUACUGCUACGCGUGCUGGCGAGUCGAGUGGGAGGGUGAGUGAGGAUGGGACGCGUCUCGUAGUUGAGGAGGAUGAUGAGAGUGAUGAUGGACAUGCUUAUGUACCGCAGCCCGGACAGAACUUCAUAUCGGACGGCUGGGACGACGAUGAAGUCUGGGAUGAGGACGGAGAAGAGGACGUUACUAUUCGUGUAGGUGUGGCGGGCGAAGACGAGGAGGUCGUCGCUUGGGCGACUAAUAUCAGGCGCAGCGUCGAGCGCCAUCGGACGCCUGCAAAGGGCAUCCUUAAAGGCGCGGAGAAUUACUCGCAAGAGGUGUAUAAUGGCGAGAGCGUCGCGAAUCCUGCUUUUAGCCGCGUACGCUCGAAUUCGUAUAAUUCACAUCCGGGGCAACCAUCGGAGCUAGGUCCGCUUGCUCGGAUGCCCUCCCCCGAUCCAGACCAUAUCGAUGGGCUGCAUCGACACCCCUCGCAUUCAUCAACCAAUGCCCCCGCAGGAGGUACUAUAUCAUCUCUCUCCCUAAACCCAUCUAACAAUCCAGCAGAGAAAGAGAAGAACAUGUUCACGCUCUCCAACUCGUCUGCACCAGCCCUAUCCACGAUCCCUACAACCCCACCAACGCUGACGCACCGCUCAGCGACAACGCCUGGCAGAAGGCUCGUGUUUGCAAAUAAUUUGUCAGUUUAUGAUACGUUUUCGUCGACUGUUUAUGAUCGUCGCAGCGAGCCUGCGACGUGGAGUCGAUUGACGCCUGCGUUGGCGCAACGCAUUAAAGAAGAGCUCAAUUCGUACAAGAUGGAGGAGAUGGAGGUGCAUGCUUGUAGUCGGAUGCAUACCCAAUUUUUCAUCUGA